Molecule: messenger RNA, 1233 nt
Organism: Mucor velutinosus
Lineage: Eukaryota; Fungi; Mucoromycota; Mucoromycetes; Mucorales; Mucoraceae
Product: Protein YIP
Exons: 4
Coding region: 1-1233 (410 amino acids)
Biological process (GO): DNA repair
Molecular function (GO): ATP-dependent polydeoxyribonucleotide 5'-hydroxyl-kinase activity; polynucleotide 3'-phosphatase activity; double-stranded DNA binding
Source: RefSeq, a predicted model, not a curated record
AUGAAACGAGCAGGACCAGAAGCCAUACCAAACGACAGCAAAAUGCGAAAAAAAGAGCACCCCUUCUUUGACAUGAGCCCCAAAAAGUCCUCGUUUAAAUGGAUAAACGCACUAGACUCAGUAUUGAUUGCAAGACCGUCAGUCAAGGAGACCGCAAGAAGCAAGAUUGCAGCAUUUGAUCUCGAUGGCACGCUGAUUGCAACCAAAUCUGGACGUGUCUUUGCAAAAGAUGAGCAUGAUUGGAAAUGGUGGGAUCCAGCUGUUCCUAAACGCCUGGAAAUUUUGCAUGAUGAAGGGUUCAAAAUUGUCAUCUUUUCUAAUCAAAACGGCCUCAACAAUGAUAACAAGAUCAAGGGAUUCCAGAACAAGACUGAAAGCAUGCUGAGACAGAUUAAUUCACCCGUAUUAGUCAUGGCAGCAAUGAAAAAGGACAAAUAUCGCAAGCCCAUGACAGGCAUGUGGGAAUGGCUUGAACACAACAACGACAAUGUCUCUAUUGAUAAGAGCCAAAGUUUCUAUGUGGGUGAUGCUGCUGGCAGAGAGGAUGGUUGGAAGCCAAAGUACAAAAAGGAUCAUUCAUGCGGGGAUCGCAAGUUUGCUGACAACAUCAACAUUGCUUUCCAUACACCCGAAGAGUUUUUCUUAAAGGAACCCAAGGCCAAGUUUCAAUGGAGAGGGUUCAAUGCCAAGGAACAUAUGGCAUCUUCAGUGCCACUCCAUACACCCGAGUCGACACCGUUAGCAAAAGAAGCAGAAAACGAAGUGAUUGUUUGUGUUGGAUACCCUGCAAGUGGGAAGAGCAGUUUUGUAAAGAAGCAUCUGGUUCCCAAGGGAUAUGUCUACAUCAACCAAGAUACUCUAAAGACCAGAGACAAGUGCAUUGCAGCAUGUCAAACCGCUUUGAAUCAAAAGAAAUCAGUAGUAAUCGACAAUACGAACCCUGAAAGAGCUACUCGUGCAUUAUACAUCAAGCUUGCUCAGAAUGCAAAAGUGCCUAUUCGCUGCUUUUACUUUGGAGACAACGAAGAGCUAUCCCAACACAACAAUUACUAUAGAGCUGUGCAUAAACCUGAAGAAAAGAGAGAUGUUUUGAGCAGCAUUGCAUUCCGUACCUUUAAAUCAAAGUUACAGGAGCCAUCGACUGUGGAAGGGUUUAAAGAAGUAAAAAGGAUCAAUUUUGUAUUUGAUGGACCAGACAAUGAGAAGGAAGCAUGGCAGAGAUGGUGGCAUUAG